GUGAUAAAAGGAAGAAUCUGCUACGCAUCUAGCUGCUUGGUAACGAUAACGUAAAAUGGGGCAAUCCCUGUCGGAACCAGAAACCUCCAAACAAUCGGCCUUUUGCCAGAAUGAUUACUACAAGGUCGGUUCUAGUUGCAUGCAGGGUUGGCGAAUGCACAUGGAAGAUUCGCACACGCACAUACUCUCGCUACCCGAUGACCCCGGGACGUCCUUCUUUGCCGUGUACGAUGGGCACGGGGGAGCGAAGGUGGCCGAAUAUGCCGGGAAGCAUCUACACAAGUACAUCACCCGCCGACCGGAGUAUGGCAAUGACGUGAAGCACGCCCUGCAGCAAGGGUUCCUUGAUCUAGACGAAGCGAUGCUGAACAAUGAGGCUUUGCGGGAGCAGAUGUCCGGAUCGACGGCUGUAGUGGUGCUCAUCAAAGACAACCGCCUGUACUGUGCAAACGCGGGAGAUUCACGAGCGAUCGCAUGUGUCGACGGACAUUUAGAUGUACUGUCGUUCGACCAUAAGCCAACCAACGAAAAGGAAAGGGAACGAAUAAGCAGCGCCGGUGGAUAUGUGGAGUACAAUCGGGUAAAUGGAUAUUUGGCACUAUCGCGUGCAUUGGGAGAUUUUGGUCUAAAACGCAACACACAAAUAUUGCCCUCGGAGCAAAUGGUAACAGCCUAUCCGGAUGUGGAGGAACGCGAAGUAGCGGAAAGCUGGGAUUUCCUCGUUAUCGCCUGUGAUGGCAUAUGGGAUGUGAUGUCUAGCCAGGCCGUGCUUGAAUUUGUGCAGGAAGAAAUUGCUCAAGGUAUCUAUCCGCAGCAGAUUUGCGAAAAUUUGAUGAUGCGCUGCUUGGCCCCAGACUGCCAGAUGGGGGGCAUCGGUGGCGACAACAUGACGGUAAUUGUCGUAUGCUUCUUGCAUGGUCAACCGUACGAGGAGCUUGUCAAUCGAUGCAAGGAAGCCAUCUCGAAGCGGCUGGCGCGUUCGAAAAAACGGCGCAGCCAUUCCAAUCGCUCGCAUGAAAGUGAAGCUGAGGAACAUACGGGCAAUAGCCACAGCUUGGUAGCACCGACAGCCGAAGGAACUGGUAAAGCAGAUAAUGGACGUUUAGAGGACGAUUCAUCUGGAAGUGAGAGCGAACGUGCAGAGGACGUGCAAGCACCCUUGAUGAUGACGAAGUCAAACGGUAAUGAGAAUGUCGCGGAACACGCAUUAACCAGUAACGGAGAACAAGCGGCCGAAAAACCAUCCACAUCGGAACAGUCGACACCGUUGAAAUCAGUUGACGUAAAGCAGAAGCAGGAACAAUCUGACAGCAAUAACGAUAGUGCAGAUGAUACCAGUGAAGAGAUUGAUCUAAAGUAGAGUAUUUGACAAUGUGUAAGGAUUGUCCUUCGGCACCAGUUCAGUUCGUACGCUCAGUUAAGCCCAUCCGGUUCGGUGCUAGGUGUGUAAAUUAUCCUUUCCCCUUUAACCUGUUUCAUGGGAGUGGUUGAUGGUUCCAUGGGUUUCCCUGAUUUACAGUGCGUAGCAUAACUAUGAUGAUAAUCUUUUUUACUCUUUUACUGUGGCAGGUGGACGAAAGUAGCGCAUGAAAUCAGACCGAUAGCUUACCUUUUGUUACAUAGCUUUAAUUGAUACGAACCGAAAAAUAUAGAUAAUUUUGUUUUUAACGUUUGCUAUAAAACCUCCAUUUGUAGGGUAAAAACACUAACGCAUGACUCGCGAAACCGCCGGGUACAGGACAUACUUUUGGCUGUAAUGUGCACCUCGCGAUACGCUUACGUUAGAAAAAACUAUCCCCGUAUGAGUAAUGCAAUUUAAAGCGCUGACCAAAUUGAGACAUUCAAUGCUCUGAGAAAUUUUAAAGUGUGCAACAUUGGAAAUCCAUUGUUAUUCAAUAAAUGGCCUUUGGGCUCUGUUUGAUUGAUUUCCUCGUCCCAGUUCGCAAUAGUUAUUUACCAAAUUUUAUGUUUUAUGUAGUACCGUUUUUAUGGUUCUGUCACGCACUGUAUUGAAAGGGCUUUGUUUGUUUAAUUCAAGAUCUUUUUGCGUAGUCUUUUGGUGGAUAGACAAAUUGGUAACGUUAAGUAAGUGUAAAGGAAAACUAUGUUCAAUACGCUUAUAGGAAGCAAAUAAUGUAAAGAAAGCGUUAAACAGAUAUCAUGCAAAGGUAUGAGAAACAGAAAGCUCCCGUACAUGCAAGAGAUAAGGGUAUGAAUUUUUGAUAUCGCCAUUAUGUAGACGGGACCUUCGAUACUACCAAAGUUGGGUGCGUGAAUAGUAGAGAAAUACAGAGGAUAUAUAGCUUACAUGUAUAAAUACGUUUAUACGUGGUUUCAUAUCCGUAACUCUGAAAACGCUUUUUAGCAAAACUUACAACCGUACGUGGGCAACGCAAAAUCAACCCGGUACUCAUUAAUCUUGCCUUUCUUCACAUUCAAAGUACGGUAGCGUCUAUAUAAGCCGGGAUGUAAUCAAAGGGUAUAAGGUAUGCAUCGCUCAACGGUGCUGUUCCAUGUUGCUGGUACAUAAUUAAUUUUCAUACAUGAAAUGGCUGUCCUGUUCCUGUAAAUACGCUGAAUGUUUUGUAUAAAACAAACUUUUUUAAAAAAACAACUCUUUAGCGUCUAAUGUCAACACCGCUGUAACGGUAGUAGUAUAUUAGCAUCUCGGUCCUGCCUUUCCAUGGACUGUCGGUGAAACUAGGCUAGAAACUCUCGUAUCAGUGCUUCCACGCGGAUCAGCAAACAGAAACAAAAGACGUAACACAAGACGUAAACUACACACAACCAUCGCGAAAGAGUAUGUGGCAGGAAGAACAAUCAUUUGAUCGUGACUCAUGAUGAUUUCUCUGUUGGCCUAAGAAAGCGUAGUCUAUCUCAAACCAAAGAAGACAACCGAAACCAGUGAAACGAUGUAUAGGGCAGGAAACACGUUUAGUAUCACUCUUCCCCCCUAUCCAACAGACCGCGUGUUAGUACUGUAAAGACAUGGGGUAACUAAGAAAAGUAACACUAAAGUUUGACGGAUAAUGCAUAGAACUGACCACAGUGAAACAGCAGUCUAUGUAAACUAUUGUAAACUAUCCAAACACGGGGACAGA
Molecule: messenger RNA, 3101 nt
Organism: Anopheles moucheti
Lineage: Eukaryota; Metazoa; Arthropoda; Insecta; Diptera; Culicidae
Product: probable protein phosphatase 2C T23F11.1
Exons: 1
Coding region: 56-1360 (434 amino acids)
Biological process (GO): protein dephosphorylation
Molecular function (GO): cation binding; protein serine/threonine phosphatase activity
Source: RefSeq, a predicted model, not a curated record